Molecule: messenger RNA, 495 nt
Organism: Saccharomyces eubayanus
Lineage: Eukaryota; Fungi; Ascomycota; Saccharomycetes; Saccharomycetales; Saccharomycetaceae
Gene: RGI2
Product: Rgi2p
Exons: 1
Coding region: 1-495 (164 amino acids)
Biological process (GO): energy reserve metabolic process
Source: RefSeq, a predicted model, not a curated record
AUGGUGAAAAAAGACAAGAAGGCAAAGGGCCCAAAGAUGUCCACUAUUACCACCAAAAGCGGCGAGUCUCUGAAGGUUUUUGAGGAUCUGCACGAUUUUGGAACCUACUUGAAAAAUGAGACGGAGGACCAGGAGUUCGACCAUGUCCACUGCCAAUUGAAGUACUAUCCGCCAUUUGUGUUGCAUGACGCGCAUGACGACCCUGAGAAGAUCAAGGAGACUGCCAAUUCGCACUCCAAGAAGUUCGUGCGCCAUCUCCACCAGCAUGUGGAGAAGCACCUGCUCAUGGACAUCAAGACUGCCAUCAACAAGCCCGAAUUGAAGUUCCACGACAAGAAGAAGCAGGAGUCGUUUGACAAGAUCAUCUGGAAUUAUGGCGAAGAAACAGAGCUGAACGCCAAGAAAUUCAAGGUCUCGGUCGAAGUCACGUGCAACCACGACGGUGCCAUGGUGGACGUGGACUACAAGACAGAGCCCGUGCAACCCCUGAUCUAG